Dicentrarchus labrax (European seabass) is the source of this 3650-nucleotide messenger RNA. RefSeq lists its product as uncharacterized. Gene Ontology annotation, molecular function: pseudouridylate synthase activity; kinase activity. Lineage: Eukaryota; Metazoa; Chordata; Actinopteri; Moronidae. Bases 1128 to 3437 code for a protein of 769 amino acids. The record is from RefSeq and is a predicted model, not a curated record. The transcript has 20 exons.
GUCGCUACUUUAUGGCUGAUGUUGUGUCCCAGAUAGUGUCAAGAAGCAACUCGGAUAAUAAAGUAGAGAUUUAAAAAGAAAAGUGCAGCAUCAGUAUUCUGUGUUGAUCAGAAGUAUUUAUUAUCAUGACAUACACCAGUGUUUUCCCAACACAACGAGCACAUCUCACUAUAUACUUAAAUGUUAUGAAAGUCUAGACAAUUCAAAUGUUUUCCAAGUCCCGGCACCAAAAAAAUGCAAAAAUCUAUACACACACACACAUAUUGACUUACUAUUGUGAGCAGGGGCAUUUAAUUUUAAUUAAAUUAACUUAAUUUUCCUCUCUAUUCUUGUCCACUGUAAAUCAGCAUUUGUAUUUAAAAUGUCCACAAAUAUAGUCUGUCUACUGUCCGGCAUCAAACAGCUUCUUCCUGCCCUCCAUACCAGACAUGGCCUCCACGUUCUUACGCCAGUCAGUCACCUCCUCUUUCUGUUCAUAAGAAGAAAAUAAUUCUUAGUGAUAAUGUACUUUCACAUAAAUAACCCCAAAAUAACACAAGCAAUACCACAGCAUCGAGCCAUAAUUAAAGGUCCAGCGUGAAGAAUUUAGUGGCAUCUAGCGGUAUAGUUGCUGACUGCAACUCCCUCGCUUCACCCUCCCCUUCCAAGCUUGAAGCAGAAACUACAGUCGCUGCGAAAUGCGCUAAAACUGCAAACGACCAUAUCUAGAGCCAGUGUUUGGUUUGUCCCUCCUGGGAUAUAAAUGUCUCAUUCUAAGUUAACAAAAACAUAACAAUUCCUAUUUUCAGAUGAUUAUACAAAAAGAGAACAUAGUAGAACAUAGUGAAACGUAAUAAAAACCUACUUAUGAAUAUUAUAUUCAAUUUCUGCCAAUAGAUCCUCGUUAAUGUUACACACUGGAUAUUUAAAACCUAAUCUAAUCUUAAAACCAAGGAGUCAACCCACCCUGACAUAAUCUUGAAAAUUAAAAAAAACAGCAUAAUUCCAAUUCAGUUUAAUUAAAAACAAAUCAAUCUGAUGUUUUAGCAACACGUUCACUUACCUUCUCGUCCUCUUUCUUCACUGUCUUGAGGUUGGCCUUGAAGUCCACAGACUCUUUGACCCUAGCGCCCAGCAGAGCUCCCAGCAUGGCGUCAGCUGAAAUCUUCACCCUCUUGAGAGCAGGUCGCUUCAUCUUACCCUUCAGCUCAAAGAUCUUCUGGGACAGAUUUUCAAUCUGCAGGAAACAAUUAAACAUUGACAGAAAACACACUGCAGGGUGUGAUGCAACUGGGGAGCCUGAUAGAUUUUUCCUUCAAGAAGCUGAGGGUCUCCCUAAAAAUCUGAGCAGAAUGAGGAUGCUGCAGACAGCCUCUGCACUCAUCCUGAGAAGAGGAAUUACAACUUAUCAGAGCAGAUUGUGCAAAAAUGACAGCCUCUUCCGAGUUCAUCCAUCUGUAUCACAGGCACUGGCAGAAAACAAACCAGUGGUCGCACUCGAGAGCACAAUCAUCACACAUGGCAUGCCCUAUCCGCACAACCUGAGCACGGCAAAGGAGGUGGAGGCCAUCGUGAGAGCCGAAGGAGCCACUCCAGCUACGGUUGGAGUGAUUGAGGGAGAAGUCCGUGUUGGUCUGUCGUCAGAGGAGCUCGACUUCCUCGCCCGCUGUGAGAACUCCCUGAAGGUGUCCCGUCGUGAUCUGCCCUAUGUCAUCAGCAAAGGGCUCUCCGGGGGGACGACAGUGUCAGCCACUAUGAUAGCAGCACAUCGAGCUGGCGUCCCUGUCUUUGUCACUGGAGGCAUUGGGGGAGUUCACAGAGAUGGAGAGAACAGUCUGGACAUCAGUGCUGAUCUGACAGAGCUCGGCAGGACUCCCAUUGCAGUGGUUUCUGCUGGUGUCAAGUCUAUUCUGGACAUCGGCCGCACUCUCGAGUUUCUUGAGACGCAGGGUGUCUGUGUAGCCACUUAUGGGACACUGAAGAACUUCCCAGCCUUCUUCUCUCCCCAAAGCGGAUUCACUUCCCCGUACCAAGUCUGCAACCCUGAGGAGGCUGCGAAACUCAUUGCAAGCACUCUGUCACUGGGUCUCCAAAGUGGUGUCCUGUUAGCUGUGCCCAUCCCAGAGGAGUAUGCAGCAGCUGGCCAGCAUAUAGAGGAAGCCAUACAGGCUGCAGUAACAGAAGCAAGUGGUAAAAGUAUAACAGGAAGAGAUGUGACGCCAUUCAUUCUUCAAAAAGUCAAUGAAAUGACUGAAGGAAAGUCCCUUCAGGCCAACAUUGCUCUCAUUCAUAACAAUGCUAAAGUUGGCAGUCAGAUAGCCUGCGCUUUGUCAAGAGAAAUAAACGAGAGAAAUUUCAAUGGCAAGAGUCGUAAUCAUGGAAAACACUCAUCAGACUCACAGUCAGAUAUUGUUGUCGUGGGAGGAAUAAACGUUGAUUUUCUUGCUAAAGGAAAAACGAAAUCACUUCUUUUUGGACAGACCAACCCAGGAAGUGUCUGUCAAUCAUUUGGUGGUGUAGGUCGGAACAUUGCUGAUUCUCUCAGUCGAUUAGGCUGUAGUCCCCUGUUCAUCUCUGCUACUGGAGCUGAUUCACACAGUGAUGCAGUGUUAAACUAUUGUAAACAUAUGAACACAAGUGCUGUGGCCAGGCUAGAAGAGCAAAGCACAGCUACUUACUGUGCUGUUAUCACUGAGAGUGGAGAACUGAGUCUUGGGUUGGGAGACAUGGACAUUCAUCAGCAAAUCACAGAGCAAUAUGUGUCACAGUUUGAGAAGCAGCUUUCAUCAGCCACUCUCGUGUGUCUCGAUGGAAACAUUCCCGUCUCCACAAUCAACUAUGUAUGUUCCAUUGCCUCUAAACGCAACAUCAAUGUUUGGUAUGAGCCCACAGAUUCAGAAAAGGCUUGUAAGCCUUUCCUUUCAGACGCCUGGAAGUCUCUGUCUUAUUCAUCCCCGAAUCUGGCAGAAUUGUGCACCAUGAACAAAACUCUUGGUAUCCCAACACCUGAAGUGCUGCCGAGCUCUCAUGACGAAGUGCUGAGUGUUGCUGUGGCUCUCUCACGCCCCCUUCUGGAGCAUCUUCUCUGUCUGGUGGUGACUCUCGGGGCUAAUGGACUGUUGGUGUGUGGAGAGCAUGAUGGAGGCUCUGUCAACCUGCAGCCAAGAAAACAGAAGAGGAGGAGGCAGCUCUGUGCUCUUCACUACCCAGCACUGACUGUUACAGCAGAGGAGACAAUGAAUGUGUCAGGAGCAGGAGAUAGCCUUGCAGGGGCCUUAAUGUCUGGGAUUGUCAAGGGUCGAGACACCGACAGCUGUGUUCGGAUGGGGCUGCUGGCUGCACGGCUGUCCCUGGGGUCACCGCACCCAAUCGCCCCCACGCUCACCUUAGACUCUGUGGAUCCCAACAAAGUCCAGACUCAUUACUGGCCCAAACCCAGCUUCAUGUGGAUAGACUGAAAAUAUUUAUAUUUUCAAUUUUGAAACAUUACUAAAGAAAAAAGGUUUAAAGUUAUGAGUGGAUUCUUGAAACAUGAACCUUUGACUGAGUAAAUAAAUGUAAGAUGACAUGUUUUACAAAAACCAUUCAUCUAAAACUGUAUUUGAUAUUUUAUAUUGUUAUAUAACAAUUGAUAAUAUGGAAAAUAAAUAAAUGGACUACUUUUUCCUAAA